AGCAACGGUUAGGUCGCACCUGUCCCGGCUGGUUGUUUCGUUUACACUUAUCUGGUAUUUUUAGCGGGAAAAUGGAGCCUUAGUGACUCCAACGGACACUUGGCACAAAGAAUACAACCGUUAUGCGAUAAACCGUUGAAUCUGCUGUCACGCCUCGGGCUUCUCCGGUGCAUCGUGAGCAGGUGGCCAGGUAAGAGUUUUCGAGCUUGACUACACGUUGCCGCGCGUUUAAAAAUGGCGGACAAUGAAACAGCUGUUUAAGCGAGCACGAGGACAUCUAACGGAACGCGCGCGUAAUCGAGCCCGCGACGACAGGGAAGAAUGGGAGACGAGUGGGUCGAGGACCGUUCGUGUCUGCAGUAGCCGUGUCCGUCGUGAGAGUCGACGAAGGAAACAUGGCUGCAGGUUGUUGUGGAACGAAAAAGCAAAAGCUUAACAAUUCAUCGAGCGUUCCAUGCAAUGGCUCGAUAUUACAAAAUGGCACGCAGCUGAGGAACGGCGUGAUAGUGAAGCCCGAGAUGGGCUUCUUUUGCUUUGAUGUCCUCUAUUGCCAAUUACAUCAGCUCGACCCUCCAAAACCGCCCAGCUUCAGCAACGAAGCCUUCCCAUUAUUUGUAACAUGGACUAUUGGGAAAGAUAUGAGGCUAAGAGGUUGUAUUGGUACGUUUAAUGCAAUGCAAUUGCAUGCUGGUCUGCGAGAAUAUGCUGCAACCAGUGCGUUCAAAGAUUCACGUUUUAAUCCUAUAACACGGGAAGAACUUCCACGCUUACAUGUAAGUGUCUCACUUUUGAGACACUUUGAGGAUGGUGUCGAUUAUUUAGAUUGGGAAGUGGGUGUUCAUGGAAUUCGAAUUGAAUUUCACAAUGAAAAGGGUAACAAACGGACUGCAACUUAUUUACCUGAUGUUGCAACAGAGCAAGGGUGGGACCAGAUACAAACAAUAGAUUCACUGCUACAUAAGGGUGGUUACAAAGGGUUGGUCACUCCAGAUAUUAGACGUAGUGUGAAGUUAACACGGUACCAAAGUGAAAAGAUUACUGUAAGUUAUCAGGAUUAUAUGACACAUUGGCAUAGUCGAAGAUGCUAGCAGCUGGCCUGGGGUUCUUCUGGUCAAGGACCCCAAUUAUCUCAAAAUUCUGCCGGAGUUCACUAUGACACCAACAUCUCUCAUACAUCACAUUUAUCAUACAAUAGCACUCAAUAUAAUUCUUAUGUGGCCAGUCAGGAACAUGGAUUAGCAAUGACACAACGUAAUCAUCCUACAUCAUUCAUACAUCCCCUUCCAAUGCCCUCUGUUUCACCAGUUAUGGUACCCGUAUGGGAUUAUUCAUCAUUUUGGUGGGAUCAAACAGGUUCAUCCUAUCCUCCCCUACAUCCACAUCUGCAUCCUCCUCGUGUUCAUCGAUUUUCGUCCCAAGAAUCUGCAGAUCGCGGUGUUCGUAAACGCAAAUGACACUGGAAACGGUUGUUCUUUGCAAUGUUUAAUUGUUUGAAGUGGUGCCUAUUAUACUUUGUAUGUUUCUACAUACACAGUUUUCCCUUUAUGAUAUCACAAAGUACUCCUUGGGAAUAAUAAAAGUUUACGUAUGAUGGCACUGCCUUAUUCCGUUAAUAAUUUCCACACGAUAUAUAAAUAAAAUUAUUAUUUAUCUAAUAAUUGGUAUAAAUAAUCGUAAGAUAUGUCGAAAGAUGCAUUAACUUUUAACUUCAAUAUCACUAAUUAUUAAUGAGACAAUGUCAAGUAUUCAGGUUUUUAAACUUGUACUAAAAUAUAAUUACUUUGUAUCGCGUGCUUUCAUGCGUUUAUAACUUAAACGACGCGUUUCAAUCAAUAAGUAGUAUAAAAAUUUAAACGUAGCUCUGCCAUCAUACUUAUCACAUGUUCAUUAAUAUGUAUGUCUGCAGUAUACGAGUGACAUAAACAAAUACAUAGCACAGUGAUGCUACCUGCAAUUCACUGCCUGCUUCACAAGAUUUAAUGUACAAAUUCACUCGAAAAUGUUUCUAUUAUUCGUAUACUACGAAGAGCAUAGAAUAUCAUCCUUAGAUCUAUAUACAUAAAUCUAUAAAUGAAGGGUGAAUGAACACGAAUUUUCUAUUCAUAGUGUUCCUCCUGUAAUGUUGUGUUAAUACGCGUAUAGCGUAGUUAUUAUAGCAUCAUUUUUAUAUAAUCAUAUAUUUUUAUGGCAAGUUAUAAAAAGUUCAUAAAAAUAAUGAAUUACUAUCAAGGCAAUUAAUAAAAAUAAUAUGCUUCAUACCUUCGAGUUAAAUACAUUCAAACAACAUUAUUUCGAAUUUUAAUUUUUUUUUCACAUGUGAUGAUUGAGCCACAAAUAGUAAUAAAUAUACCAAUUUUAAUCUAACUAAUCCAUAUUUCUUUGUAGUAAUGGUAUAAAUAAAAUAUUUCUAUUACAUUAUGCACAGGUAAUUAUACAUAUUAUAUUUAUUGUUGAGAUUUAUGAAGAUGUAAAUCUUCAACCUUUUAAUUGAGUUUAUUGCAUCUUUUAUUUCAUUUUUUUAUACCAUUGAUACACUGAAAUUUAUUUUGAUAAUAACAGUUGUACUAUAGUCCGGCGUGUUAUUACAGCAAAGGAUUUACAUCAAUGAAGGAAUCAGUAUAUAAAUAUAUUAUAUUACGAAAUUAAAUUUUAAUUUAUAAGUUUAAAUAAAGUUUUGAAAAGAAUGUUGGUGUGGUAAAAGAAAUGUAUAGAAAGGGACCUCUACUGUAAAUAAGCAAUGGACUGCAUUAUGACUAUUAAAAUGCAUUAAUAAUAGUUGUAAUAUAGUUGUAAGUUAAAAUGUGACGAUCUCAUUGUGAUUCGUAUUAUUCUCUUGAUUGACAAAUCAUAAAUAGAAUCACUAUUGCUUUCUGUAACGUGCUUAUCCCAUUACUCUAUUUUUACUUAAAGCAAGGCACAAUGACGACAUAUUAGAACAAAUCAGUGAAAUAUAUAUAUUUUGUAAUUUUUGAGACAAUGCAAGAUAUGUUCUUCCAUGUAUUAAUGCCUUUGCUUUUCUUAUUCUUUCACGUUCACUUAGUAAAUUUCAUACACUGCCAAUUUAUCUAUUGCUGUUCUUAUUAUAGCAAAAAUACUUUGUGAAAGUAAAGAGAAAUUAGUAAAUUCUAAUUAGUGGUUUUGUAUUCGAUGCCAUUAAAUAUAUUCUAUUAUUUGAGUAGUUAAUUUCUAGAACCUAAUUAUGUAUUCAGCAUUAUAUAAUGUCCAGUUAACUGCCAGUUAAAUACUUAACGAUAAAGCAUUCAGUACUUGCAAAAUAAUUGUAUGUGCUCGAUUUGUGACAAUAGAAUUUAUUAGUUCUAGAAUAUUGUUAAGCACACAAUGAAUUAUAUGUAUUUAUUUUUUUCAAUUGCAAUAGAUUUUUCAUAUGCAAUUAAAACAAAUCUCACAAUUCUGAUUCAAAUGGGUUUAGGUAAAAUUAAAUAGAAAUCUACGAGUAAUUGAUAUAGCGAUGUUUACGAUUAUAUGAAAAAAAAAAAAAAAACUGAACAUGUUAUUUUAGAAUACAUUACGUUUUUAAUAUUUUCAUGUAUAAAAAUGCGUUGUGCCUGAGAUCACAUUUGCAUUGAGUAGUUAAUAAACAAUAUGUACCUAUUUAGAAUCAGAAAAAUCGGGGAAUUUGCGACCGAAUAAACUGUAAGAAACAGUGCUAGUAACUUAAUAUAAAAUUAGGAUGGACGAAUAAAGAUUUUAUAUUAUCA
Molecule: messenger RNA, 3719 nt
Organism: Hylaeus volcanicus
Lineage: Eukaryota; Metazoa; Arthropoda; Insecta; Hymenoptera; Colletidae
Product: nuclear protein AMMECR1-like
Exons: 6
Coding region: 396-1088 (230 amino acids)
Source: RefSeq, a predicted model, not a curated record